Molecule: messenger RNA, 1332 nt
Organism: Microsporum canis CBS 113480
Lineage: Eukaryota; Fungi; Ascomycota; Eurotiomycetes; Onygenales; Arthrodermataceae
Exons: 4
Coding region: 1-1332 (443 amino acids)
Biological process (GO): positive regulation of transcription by RNA polymerase II
Cellular component (GO): nucleus
Molecular function (GO): zinc ion binding; sequence-specific DNA binding; DNA-binding transcription factor activity, RNA polymerase II-specific
Source: RefSeq, a predicted model, not a curated record
AUGUUUGUCACGCUCCGCUAUGGAAGUGAUGAAGGCGACGAGAUCCGGUGCGUCGAGAGCACCUCGAAGCCUCCCUACGAAGCAUCGCCCGAUCCUCACUUCGCCUGCAACGCCUGUCGAGCCAAAAAGCUUAAAUGUGACGGAGACAAGACGGGGUGCCAGCGAUGCUCCUCUGCCGGCACUGAAUGUUCCUACAGGGCCGAGAAACCAAGCGUGAAGAAACGCAAACAUCAUCUGUUGUCGAGCUCGUCCAAACCGCCAGCUCUCCCAGCGGCCCAAAGUCCACGCCAAAGCAGACCCCAGCCGUCACCAGAAAAUGAGAGACCGGCUGAAUCCACAGCUUUCUUACAAGAUGCGCCAUCCGCUGGCGAUAUCCCUUCGAGCUCUGUGCGAAGACCGGCUUCUGCGGCCGUUCCCACGACCGUGACCGAACAUGCUGACUUCGGCAGAGAGUUAUUCGACCAAUACUUUACGACUCUAGGACAAGGUGACGAUAUGCUCAGCCAUACUCUGCAACGGCAUCCUGUAGUUGCACUAGCUGAAGACGCUGGCAUGUCACUUUCAACCCACGAACAACCUCUGGAAGACGACUUCACGAUCUCCACCCAGGGAUCGCCUCCCUUUCCAGGGCCCCUUAACCCUAUCUCGCGGACGAUAUCCUCCCCGGGCACAAGUUCUCGCGGGUCCGGGAAGACCAGCCACUGCGCUUCCAUUGACUCGUCCAUCGGACACAAUUCGAGUACUAACAGCUGCCAGUGCACCAGAUCCGCCCUCAAGAUCCUAGAAGUGGUCUCCAGCCACUUCAAACCAGCAGAGGGUCUGUACUCCGUGGAGCAAGCGCUCUACACCCUAAAGCGAAACAUUGGCCAAUGCCAGUCCAUCGUCCAGUGCUCAGCUUCCGGGGGAGAUCCUGGGCUUAAACUGCUGGUCAUAGUCCUAUGUGAGAAAAUGAUAGCGAUUUUCGAGGGGAUCUCUGCAGGCUGGGACCGCCAAUUACAAGCGGUCGCGCGGAUGAAGCAGACACGGCCCGGGGGAGCUGCGGCUGCUGCCAGUGCGGUAAAUUCUGCUGCAACUCAAGAAGACACCUGGGUCUCUCAGUAUAGAAGAGUCACGAUAGGCGGGUAUCAAAUCGAUACGAUAGAGGAGCGCCACACGGUUUUCGGGAUGCUGAUUCAGUUGCAGUUAAAGAGGCUGAGUGAUACAAUUGCAAAGUUGAGUAAGAAUGCCAUGACUGAGAAUUUGGAGUCGCAUCUGGCUAUCUUGAUGCCUAUGAACCAGAAGGUCAAGAAUCUGAAGGCGGCGCUGGACAGGACUACCCUAUCACACUCAUAA